This is a messenger RNA of Aphis gossypii (cotton aphid), 1154 nucleotides long. It is a transcript of the gene eIF3f1, whose product is annotated as eukaryotic translation initiation factor 3 subunit F-1. Gene Ontology annotation, biological process: translational initiation. Gene Ontology annotation, cellular component: eukaryotic translation initiation factor 3 complex, eIF3m. The coding region runs from base 121 to 957 and encodes 278 amino acids. The transcript has 6 exons. Gene Ontology annotation, molecular function: translation initiation factor activity; metallopeptidase activity; translation initiation factor binding. The record is from RefSeq and is a predicted model, not a curated record. NCBI's taxonomy places the organism in Eukaryota, Metazoa, Arthropoda, Insecta, Hemiptera, Aphididae.
GUCUCUCGUUCAGGUUUCAUGUAAAUAAAAGAAUUUCUGUAUCUGAAAUUCUGAAGUUUCCACUAAUUAUUUAAUUAUUAAAUUUACUUUAACUAAAAGUCUGUUCUCUCGUUUUUUAUAAUGGCGUUAAAUUUGAAAGUAAAAGUGCACCCUGUUGUGUUAUUUCAAAUUGUGGAUGCGUAUGAACGUAGGAAUAUUGAUGCUCAUCGAGUAAUUGGUACAUUGAUGGGUACCGUCGAUAAAGGUGUAGUUGAAGUGACCAAUUCUUUUGGUGUCCCUCAUAAAGAAUAUGAAGACACUGUGGAGGCUGAUAUCGCAUACGCAGCAGAUAUGUUAAAAAUGAAUCAAAAAGUCAACCGAUUAGAACAAAUUGUUGGAUGGUGGGCUACUGGUAAUGAAGUAACUACACAUUCAUCAACUAUUCACGAAUACUACUUGAUGGAAUGUAACAAUCCAGUACACAUCACUUUGGAUACAACAUUGAAAAACGAUAAUAUGGGUUUAAAAGCAUACAUCAGUACUCAAAUUGGUGUUCCUGGAGGAAAAACUGGAAAUAUGUUUAUUAAUGUUCCAAUUGAAGUUACAUGUUAUCAACCUGAAACAGUUGGAUUAAGCUUGUGCCAGAAAACUAUAGCUGUUGGACAAAAAUGUCAAGAACCAAUCGCUGAGCUGAUACAAAUAGAAGAGGCAUCAUCAAAAAUCUCAGAUCUUUUGGAGGUAGUUUUAUCUUACAUUGAUAAGGUGUUAGCAUCAAGCGACUGUAAUGCAGCUGACAACAGUCAUAUUGGUCGUAUAUUACUUGACCUUAUGCACAGUGUACCUCACGUGACACCUGAGCGAUUUGAAGAGAUGUUUAAUUCCAAUGUUAAGGAUUUAUUGAUGGUUAUUACUUUAUCUCAAUUGACCAAGACCCAAUUAGAACUCAACGAAAAACUCACAUUACUCAGCUUGUCAUAAAUAAAAUACCAAGUAUAAAUACCAUAACAGCCCGAAAAAUUUUUAUAUUCUUUAAUCAUCCAUAAUUUAAUCAAUUUAUGCUGUAGGAGUUUAAUAAAGGUUUUAAUUAUAUAAUAAUAAUCAAGAAUUUAUCUUAUUAUUAAAACAAUAAAUAUGGAAUUGAAAACCUUUAUUAAUUAAAUUUAUUAUUGCACUUC